CUGGGCGGAGCCUCGAGGCCGGUUUGGAAUUUUUGGCGCGAGCCGGUUCCGCGCGCGUUCACGGGCCGUUCCCCGUCGGAGAGUCCUCCGCUCGGGCGUCCGGAGCCGUCGACGCGGACGCCUGUGCGCCGGACAACCCCAGGGCCUCCCGAGGCCCCCGCCGACGCGGAAUCUGGGACCUCGCUGAAGUCAGUUGUUGUGACAAUUCUGAGUCCUUUGAAUUUCCAUUUAAAUGUCAGGGUCAGCUCCUCAGUGCCUGUAAUGAAGCCAGCUGGGAUUCUCGCAUGCAUGUGGCUUCCUGCACUGGCCAUGCCUGUGCCCACAGAAGGCACCCCGCCGCCCCUGAGCGGCACCCCUGUCCCAGUCCCGGCCUACUUCCGCCACGCACAACCUGGCUUCUCCCUCAAGAGGCCUGGGGGGCUCAGCCGGAGCCUCCCGCCCCGACCCCCUGCCAAGGGCAGCAUCCCCAUCAGUCGCAUCUUCCCUCCUCGGACCCCGGGCUGGCACCAGCCCCAGCCCCGGAGGGUGUCAUUUCGGAGCGAGACCUCAGAGACCCUGCAGAGCCCUGGGUACGACCCGAGCCGGCCAGAAUCCUUCUUCCAGCAGAACUUCCAGAGGCUCGGCCGCCUGGGCCAUGGCUCCUACGGGGAGGUCUUCAAGGUGCGCUCCAAGGAGGAUGGCCGGCUCUAUGCAGUCAAGCGCUCCAUGUCGCCGUUCCGGGGCCCCAAGGACCGGGCCCGCAAGCUGGCCGAGGUGGGCGGCCACGAGAAGGUGGGGCGGCACCCACGUUGUGUGCGGCUGGAGCAGGCCUGGGAGGAGGGUGGCAUCUUGUACCUGCAGACGGAGCUGUGUGGGCCCAGUCUGCAGCAGCACUGUGAGGCCUGGGGUGCCAGCCUGCCCGAAGCCCAGGUCUGGGGCUACCUGCGGGACACCCUGCUCGCCCUGGCGCACCUGCAUGGCCAAGGCCUGGUCCACCUUGAUGUCAAGCCUGCCAACAUCUUCCUGGGGCCCCGGGGCCGCUGCAAGCUGGGUGACUUUGGGCUGCUGGUGGAGCUGGGUGCAGUCGGGGCUGGCGAGGCCCAGGAGGGAGACCCCCGCUACAUGGCCCCCGAGCUGCUGCAGGGCUCCUGUGGAACAGCAGCUGAUGUUUUCAGUCUGGGUCUCACCAUCCUGGAAGUGGCAUGCAACAUGGAGCUGCCCCAUGGUGGGGAGGGCUGGCAGCAGCUGCGCCAGGGCUACCUGCCCCCUGAGUUCACUGCCGGUCUGUCCCCCGAGCUCCGUUCUGUCCUCGUCAUGAUGCUGGAGCCUGACCCCCAGUUGCGGGCCACUGCUGAGGCCCUGCUGGCCCUGCCCAUGCUGAGGCCACCACGGCCCUGGAGCGUCCUGUGGUUCCUGGCUGCCGAGGCCCUGAGCCGUGGGUGGGCCCUGUGGCAGGCUCUGCUUGCCCUGCUGUGCUGGCUCUGGCAUGGGCUAGCCCACCCUGCCAGCUGGCUGCAGCCCCCAGGCCCGCCAGCCACCCCUCCCGGCUCACCGCCCUGCAGCCUGCUCCUGGACGGCAGCCUCUCCAGCAGCUGGGACGAGGACAGUCUACGGGCCACGCUCUCCUCAGAGGCCACCCUGGCCCGGGCUGCUGGCAGUACCUCCACUCCCCGGAGCAGAUACCCACCCAGGUGAGCAGGCCCAGGGGCAGGGGGCUGGGCGGGGCUGGCUUGCGGGUCCCGAGUGUCAUCUCUCUCUUCUCUCACCCAGGGAUGCCCUGGACCUCAGUGACAUCGACUCAGAGCCACCUCGGGGUUCCUUCCCCUCCUUUGAGCCUCGGAACCUCCUCAGCCUGUUUGAGGACUCACUAGACCCAACCUGGGCCUCGGGCCCCACAUAGCUGCUUUUAACCUCCUGUUUCCUUUUCUCUCAUUCCCUGGAAAGUGGGGUCCCUCUGGGGCCUCUGCCUGGCCAUGUGUAAUAAAAGGUAUUUGAACCUUG
Messenger RNA from Oryctolagus cuniculus (rabbit), 1980 nucleotides. The record is from RefSeq and is a predicted model, not a curated record. NCBI's taxonomy places the organism in Eukaryota, Metazoa, Chordata, Mammalia, Lagomorpha, Leporidae.